This is a messenger RNA of Suncus etruscus (white-toothed pygmy shrew), 957 nucleotides long. RefSeq names its product centromere protein P (gene CENPP). Gene Ontology annotation, cellular component: chromosome, centromeric region; nucleus. Gene Ontology annotation, biological process: CENP-A containing chromatin assembly. The record is from RefSeq and is a predicted model, not a curated record. NCBI's taxonomy places the organism in Eukaryota, Metazoa, Chordata, Mammalia, Eulipotyphla, Soricidae. The coding region runs from base 64 to 957 and encodes 297 amino acids. The transcript has 9 exons.
AGUGGAGGAGGCUCAGGACCCCGCAGGCCCGGCGGUGGGCGCUGUUCCGGAGGAGAGAGCGAGAUGUCCGCAGGUCGGCGGCGUUCUGCCAUGGAGGCCAGGCGGGCGGAGCUCCGCGCGCUGGAAGCCGAAGUCUCGGCUCUGAGGCGGAUGUGUGGGGAGCUGCCGGCGCCCUCGGGAGACGCCCUCCGAGCCAGGCAAACGUUCUAUCUGCUACACCAGACACAAUCUGAGAGAUUGGAAUCUUCAAAGGAUCUGAGAAAUCAUCUUGAACAGUUAGAAUCAGAACUUUCAUUUCUAAGUACACUUACUGGCAUCAACAUAAGAAAAUAUUCAAAGAAGACAGAGGAGAUAACAAAUACCAACAUGACAGAAGAGUGCGUAAAGAAAGUUCUACAGAGACACAGAUUAUGUGGACAAUGCCAAAUGAUUACUUUUGAACUUGAAUUUCAGGUUCUGGAAAUACAGAAUAAAGACAAUUUCUCUUCUGUUAUUAUUGACCUCAACAUAAUAUUGGAACCCACUGAAUACCCAGAAUUAAGUGAGUUUGUGUCUAGGACAGAAGAAAGCAGAGAUCUUUUCUUAUUCUUCCAAAGCCUACGCUUUUUUAUAGAGUGGUGUGAAUAUCGUAAGCGCACAUUAAAACAUUUCAAGGAAAAGUACCCAGAGACUGUGCAUCUCCCUGAAGGGGCCUCCUCCACCUACAUGGUGUUCCGUAGCUCCUGCCAGCCUGGGUUUGAAUUCUUCGUUGUCUGGACAAUACAAAUAAAUAAAGAUGGGAAAGUAUGGCCAAAGCUGGAUCUUCUCACCAAAGUACCAAAGCAAGCCCUGCAGCUAGACAAGAAGAGAAUCAUAGAAUUGGCUCCUCUCAGCUUCCGGAGCUUGCUGGGCAUGCUGGGCAUCGAGGCUGCGCUGGAGUGCCUGGUCACAGCACUCAGCCCCUUGGGGGAUGCUUAG